Bufo bufo (common toad) is the source of this 1684-nucleotide messenger RNA. It is a transcript of the gene LAG3, whose product is annotated as lymphocyte activating 3. Gene Ontology annotation, biological process: positive regulation of ERK1 and ERK2 cascade; T cell activation; interleukin-15-mediated signaling pathway. NCBI's taxonomy places the organism in Eukaryota, Metazoa, Chordata, Amphibia, Anura, Bufonidae. Gene Ontology annotation, molecular function: MHC class II protein binding; protein tyrosine kinase binding. Gene Ontology annotation, cellular component: external side of plasma membrane; membrane raft. Bases 79 to 1431 code for a protein of 450 amino acids. The record is from RefSeq and is a predicted model, not a curated record. The transcript is spliced from 8 exons.
GAAAGUCAGCACAUUGUGACGUGUGACAUACAUAUAUAUAAGAGGGGAGACUGCUGCUGACAACUGACACCCACAGAGAUGUAUGUGAAAACUAUCUGUCUCUUACUCUUCUCCGCCAUGAUCCCAGUUUCCGCGGAUCAUGUUACUGGUGUCCUGGGGGGCCAUGUAGUUCUGCCGUGCACCAUGUCUAAGGAUUUGUUGGAAGCAGGACGUCGGUCUUCAUACCCCUCCAGCUUUGUGUUGUGGCAGCGAAGAGAUAGGAUUCCACAGACGGUGCACAAGCUGCUCCCGAGUGGGGUCACUUACACCUCUCGCCGAGCCAGGGAUCGUGUCUUGGUCCCACCCUCUUUGACCAAUCAAGGAAUUUUUUCAUUGCACCUAAACGGUUUGAUGGAGCAAGACGCCGGAAUGUACCGUGCGGUGGCCAGAUACGGCGGCAGCAAGCAGAAAUGUCUAGCAACCCUGAGAACCAUAAAACUGAUACAGUUUCCCCUUGGUCCUCUUCCUGAGAACAGCUCCUUCAACCUGACGUGCAGAAUUGUUGACCCGGAUUCUUCUUCUACCUCUGUUCGUUGGAUAUAUAAUGGAAUCCUUGUACAGCCGUCCAGCAGAAUAUCAGUGAGUGGGAGUAGACUGUAUAUUCACAGGCUUACUCUAGAGGACCAUGGCAAGUGGAGCUGUGAGGUGGACGGUGCAAGAUCCAGUGUGACCCUUUUGGUGGUUGGUGUCUCUGGUCUGGACCCUCUCUCUGUCUACACCGCCAUUGGCUCUUCUGUUGAGCUCCCCUGUAACAUCACCCAUUUGCCUGUGGAAAGACGAUUACCUUUCCAUUGGAGCAAAGAUAAGAAAAGCAUAAAUGACAACAAUCAAGUGGUUGUCCUUAAUCACGUGAGACCAGAAGAUGCUGGAACUUAUCAAUGUGACACCACCUACAAAGGCCAAAGACUGACCCGACUGAUGGAACUGAGGGUGAUACAAGUGUCACCCUCUGGCCCUGUGUUCACCAAAGAAGGUUCCCAACUAUGGCUGCAGUGUAACAUCAGUAUUUCAACGGGGAAAGAGAGGUUUCAAUGGAUAGGCCCAUCUCUUCCAGAUGGACAAAGGAAAGUCAUUCAAGGAACAGUAGUGGACCUGCCGGACGUGCAUACUGAGGACUCCGGGGCCUGGACCUGUUCAGUGUAUGGAAUGAAUGGAAUUCUAGGAGAGCUGGAACAUUGGGUCUAUGUCCAUGCUGCCCAGACCGCAGGUGUUGGUUCAUUCACCUCUUGGCAUGUCCUCCUCCUCCUCAUGAUCAUACUGGUUUUCUGCCUGGCAGUCAUCGCUUUUAUUUCUUUCCGUAACCACAAGAGGCGACUGUCUCACCUGACAGCUCUGACGUCUAUAGGAGCGUCUUCCACCUCUCAGCCAAAGAAGCCGUCCGUCUCGGAAUAAUGCCGACCUUGAUCCGUGAUCCGGACUCUUAUCACUUCUCGCCUCCAUUCAUCUUGCUUACACUUAUGUAGGGUUCCCCCCUCUACAUCCAGUGGGAGACGUGGGCUGAUAUUGUAUUCCUGUGAUAUUUUGCACAUAAAAUAUUCAGCAUUUAUUGUUGUAAUUUAUUUUUAUUAUUUGGCUCCUAUGUGCCUACGAUGUCGUUUGAAAUAAAAAUUCCACUAAAAUUAAAUAAAGUAUAUCCAUCACAAGG